CAGUUUUUAAGAAUUAUUAAAAAAAUAGAUUUAUUUUCGAUCCCAUAUUAACUGUUUUUAAUAAAUUACACCUUGUAUAUAAUUAUAUUAUUAUGUUAUUAGAUUGCAUGCGAGAUAAGACAUUCGAGGAAUUUUGCCACAAUUGAUUGUUGAGCGCGUCUCCUUAUCGCGAUAAGGCCUAAUGAGAUAAAAUGAUAAGGUUCGCGAGUGACAUUGGUUUUUUAGUGCACUUGUUUUCAACGACACCAUGUACAUAUCGGGAAAUAUUUAAAUCUAAAAAUUACAUAAUUCUUACAUAUUUCGUGAGUUUUUUUCGUCGUCAUGCUGCGACGACUGAGAUUCAAAUCGAUAGCCCCACCAGCGACACCAUUGCAAGAUUUCACCUAUCAUUGGAAACAAUUGAUGAACUUCUAUGUGAGUCACCUGACUGAUUGCAAGGUGCCUGUACAAAACACCAGCAUACCCCGGCAUCUAGAUGUAUUACUGGAUAUCUUGUUGCAAGAGGAGAAAGAGGAGAAUGAGCCAGGACCAUGCCUGGAAUAUCUAUUACAGCAUAAACUCUUGGAUCUUCUGGCGACCUUGGCUAGCGCAGAGACGCCACCUGGCAUGCGAACAGUUUGCCUUGCUUUUCUGAGAAAAUUUUUGGGCAGAUCAAAAUAUCCCUUACUGCACCAUGCAUCUAUCUAUGCUCCAAUACAACGGCUAGUGGCACUCUGCAAUGGUAAUCCACCAUCACCAAUUGAGGCUGAAGAGGUGCAGUUCCUGUUAACAAUCUGUUUUCUGGUAUGCAAAUACCCUCAUGUUACUAACAUUAUCAAUGAUGCGCCAGUUGUACAGGCAGUCAACAAUCCUGCCAAGAAAGAUAAUGAGAGGACAGAGAUACAGAGGGUGACGUAUGUCCCAAUUAGAAAAAGGAAUAAUUCCAAUCCCCUGUUCGAGCCUUUAGAUACCCAAGCAAUCACAUUGAUCAACCCGAAUCUCUUUCACAAGGAAUGCCGAAGAUUGCCACGUUCGAAUCAUGCUUUCAAGACCGCGUCAGAUCCUGGACAUUUGUCCAGAAGAUCGAACGAGUCAGUAUCCUCGAGGGAAGAGAGCAUAUCGUCGAGUCCCCUGGCCCAAAAAUCCAUUUGCGAUUCGCCCUCGAUGGAUACAAAAAGCAGCGAACAGUGGGAAGAAAAAAGUGGGAGCGACCCUUCAGGGAGUAAAAUCGAUGAACAUUUACAAAACUUACGAGACUUGCGAUUGGAUACCGAUUGUAAUGUUUACGAUGACGCGAGUUACGUGGCAAAUGAUAGUCAGAGUUUAAAAUCGCCGAAGAAAUCGGAGAAGUCAAAGUGUCUCUUACUGGACUCCUUGAUGAGCUAUUUAAAUAGCGCGGACAAUACUGUGAGAAUACGAGCAUGCGAGGGAAUAAUGGUUCUAGCGUCCCUGGAUGAUCCUUCGUUCGCGCAAACGGUGACCAGGAGUAAGCUUCCAUCGAUAGUCUCGACUCGUCUGGAGAAUCUGUUCAAUACCAUUCCAGCGCACGUGGACCACUUGGAUAUCUACAACGUGGACGUCACGUGGGGCCUGGACUCACCGUUGUGGACCCAGGAAAAGAAGUUUCCCGGUUGCCGGCAAGUGGCGGCGUUCUUCAUGUGGUACGACUACUGUGAUCAAUUGAUUAGAGAGGCCCAGAUGGAACUUGCCGAAAUGUUGGCGAGGACCAUUCGAGUGAUGUUCUUCGAGAGGAUAGUGACGCCUGCUCUGGCCGAUCAUCACGUCGUUCUUAUUACGGCUCUUGUCGCCAAGUGCUUAAAGGAGACGACCUCUUCCAUAUUGUGCACAGAGGUGAGUUACUGGCUGGUCGGGCAAGACAGAGAUCCGGAAAUGCUAAAUGUAUGGACAUCUCCGGUACUGCAUAGAUUAAUAGAGAACUGCUUCACGGACAGUAACGAUCUUACUGUAGAAACAUUGAAAUUAUUUGACGAAGCAAUAGAUAAAAGAAACGAGCAUGUACUACACUGUCUCUUACUGAUUUAUCUGUCAACGCGAGCGUAUUAUGAUAACACAGCUGCCGAUAGUGCUAUCGCUUCCUGGAGUGAUGAGGAAGACGAAAGAGAGAAGGAGAAGAAAGGAUCUCUGGACCUUUCCUAUGAACAAAAUCACAGCCGUACUUUAGCACCAAGCAAUAUUCAUCGAGUUAUUAAUUGUUUCCUGUCGUUGAUACCACGUUACUUGCAAACGGACCCGGACGUAAAUAACUAUGAAAAAUAUAUGCCAGCUUGGGGACAUCAAUACACCUCGGUAUUGGCCGACUGCGCUCUGAUGGCGUGGCCGUUGGAAGCGGUGAUGGUAGACGAUUCCGCGAGUUCCGACUCGCGGCCGGAAGCCGAUCAUUGCUCGGGUCGAUUCUAUAUGGGACCAUUCCUGAGCAUGCUCUUUGAUAAAAUCAGCAACAUGCCGAAACAGACGUACGAGGUCAACUUAGAGAUCACAGGGUUGAUCUCCAGAUUGGCGCUACUCCCGCACCCGUACCUGCACGAGUUUCUAUUGAAUCCUCUGCUACCUCUGAUACCUGGCACGAAGAGUUUAUUCUCGUGCUUACAGAAGGUUGUCAAACAGCUUGUUAGCGAAAUACCAAAGACACCAGAGAAUAAGAUAAUGCUGGCGGAGACGAGACAGAGAUUGCUGAGUAAUUGUUCUCAAGAAGAGGAGAAGGAAAACAUUCUAUAUGAAAGCGCUAUAGUAACAGAGGAAUUUUGCAAGGAUCUCGCAGCCAUAGCAUAUGUUAAGUAUCAUCAUUCUGUUUAACAAAUUUCUACAUAUAUGAGAUAUCUGUUAAACAGAAUGGCAGUACUUUAGUGUAAUUUAUAUAAAUAUUAAUAUCAAAAUCAUGUAACUAUCUAUACUUUAAGUAGCAAAUACCUUUUGUGAUGACUUUGUAAGAUACAUAAAUCUAUAAUUAAGUAUGACGCAAAAUAUGUUCAAUUAAACUAUUAUUAUCAAGAAUUA
Solenopsis invicta (red fire ant) is the source of this 2994-nucleotide messenger RNA. Its product is annotated as protein FAM160B1. NCBI's taxonomy places the organism in Eukaryota, Metazoa, Arthropoda, Insecta, Hymenoptera, Formicidae. The record is from RefSeq and is a predicted model, not a curated record. The transcript has 7 exons. The coding region runs from base 322 to 2793 and encodes 823 amino acids.